Messenger RNA from Gossypium raimondii (Peruvian cotton), 2737 nucleotides. Its product is annotated as late blight resistance protein R1-A. The coding region runs from base 33 to 2618 and encodes 861 amino acids. The record is from RefSeq and is a predicted model, not a curated record. NCBI's taxonomy places the organism in Eukaryota, Viridiplantae, Streptophyta, Magnoliopsida, Malvales, Malvaceae. Gene Ontology annotation, biological process: defense response to other organism. The transcript has a single exon. Gene Ontology annotation, molecular function: ADP binding.
AAUUGUUAUUGAGUGACUAAAAGUUAGCGAGGAUGGAAUCCAUUCAUCUUGUAACCGAGCUUUUACAUUUUGUGAUCCCAUACCUAAUAAAACAAGUUCAGUUGAUUAAAGGAGCCCCUGAACAAGUCCGAUCACUUCAUAGUGAGCUGCAAUUUAUUGAGAAGAGCCUCAAGCAAUACGAAUCAUAUGAUCGCAUCUUCAUGGAAGAUAACACGGUGCAAGAGUGGCUGAUCCAAAUUCGGAGUUUAGUUCCCGAGACAAAGGGCAUCUUCAACACAUAUAAAACUGCAAAACAUGUCCAAAACCAAAGGACAUGGCCCAACAGGUGGCUUAAUGCUGUUCCUCAUGUUUUAGAGCUUCGUGAUAUCGGAAAAAGAGUUGAGAAGAUGAAGAAGAAAAUUGAAGAAAUUAAUAGCUACAAAAACAAGUAUUGCCUUGAAAGCCAAGUAGCCAAGCCCAAGCGCAAUUCAGAGUGGUUGGAGAGGCAAAGGAGGGAGGUUGAGGAGGAAAACGUGGAGGGGUUCGAGGUUGCGAUUCAACAAGUGACCAGUAUGUUGCUGACUAAAGCAUUGACGCGCGAGGUUGUUUCGAUUGUUGGGACGACUGGAUCCGGCAAGACGACUCUAGCCAAAAAGAUUUAUCGGACUAUGAGCAAGCAGUUUGAACAUCCUGCAUGGGCCUUUGUGCCGAGUAUAUAUAGCAUGAGGGACCUGUUGUUGGACAUCCUUAAGGACCUGAUGCCAAUUGGGGAGGAGACGUUGAAACUGGAUGAUGUGAGGUUGGCUCAGAAGCUAAGGAAUUUCUUGCAAGGCAAGAAAUAUCUCGUUGUCAUCGAUGGUGUAGAGGAAACUCAACUAUGGGAGACUUUAAGAAAGGAAAAGGUAUUCCCUAAUGAAAAUCAUGGAAGUAGAUUGUUGUUGACUACUCGUUCAACAAGGGUGGCUUCACUAGCAAGUUCAUCACGUGAUCACGUUCAUAAAAUGGAUCCUUUGGACGAGACGUCGAGGUGGACUCUCUUGAAAACGCUGGUUUUCAAAGAUGGAAGGUGCUAUCCAGAAUUAGAGCACCUUGGGAAGCAGAUUGCCACCAAGUGUGAUGGGCUUCCACUUGCUAUUGUCUCUUUGGCUUCUUUACUGGACAGAGAUAAAAGAUAUGGGCAGUGGGUAGAUAUAAUUAGCAACGUCAGUUGGUACCUUAAUCAACAAGACAGUCCACCAUGUUUUGGAAUAUUAGAUUUGACCUAUCACACUACUAUACCAGAACACCUUAGGAAGUGCCUGCUUUAUUUGGGUGCUUACCCUAGUGGCUCUGAAAUCCUUGCAAGGCAAGUCAUCAACCUUUGGGUAGCAGAGGAACUCGUAAAGGAUGAAGGGGGAUCAAAAGCAGAGGAAAUUGCAUGGAGAUACUUGGAAGACCUAUUUAGUCAAAGCUUGAUAGAGGUUGUUAGAAAGAGAUCAGACGGUGGUAUAAGAAAAUUUCGAAUCCAUGAAAUUUGGAGGAUGUUCUGCGUUUUAAAAAGUGAACGCACCGGGUUUCUUCAAGUUCACACCAAGUUCGUAUCACAUUCAAGCAAUAACACGCCAUGGAGGCUUUCCAUCCAUCACGAGUUGAGGUGCAUUUUGUCUAAUAAUCAGGAUUAUUUACCAGACAUAUGCACUUUGCUUUGUUUUCACGACAGGGAUAGCCAUGAUUCGAAAGGAUCUAAAUUGGAUUUCGAUCGUUCCCCAUGUCUGACCGUGUUGGAUUUAGGGUCUACGCGUGUUUCCAAGGUUGAUGAAAAUAUAAAGCGUUCACGUCUUUUGAAGUAUUUGAAGCUCAAUCAUCCUUCCUUGAGCCGUCUUCCUCGUACCUUGUUUAGUCUCCCUAAUCUACAGACACUUGAUAUUAAAAACACUUGUGUCAUGUUUCCAUACUUGCCUAGUGGGAUUUGGGGAAUGCAAGACUUAAGGCAUCUUUUGUUGCCUCCUUACACAAUGUUGCCUAAACGUUCUGAUCAAUCUCGAAAAUGUUUAUGGCAUCUCCAAACUCUUUCAACAAUAACUCCUGAUGGAAACACGGCAGCUCUCAUCUUUCAUUCCAGGUUUCCAAGCUUGAUUAAGUUGUCAUUAAAUAGCCAAGAAAUGGAGAACACAAAGAGAUGCUUGGAAAGGCUCUACAAGUUGGGUUGUCUUCAGAAACUAAAGAUUAUCAACCGUGCUGUGUUUCCAGUACCAAGGACAUUCCCAACAAGUCUCGUUAAGGUAAGCUUGGUAAAAACCGACCUAGCUGCUGACGAUGUAAUGAGAAUGUUGGAGUAUUUGGAUCACCUUCAGGUGUUGAAACUGCUUAAAAGGUCUAUUAGGGGACCCGAGCUGGAAAUGAAACCCAACUCAUUUCCUCAACUCAGAUUCCUCUUCAUGGAAGAAAUACUUGUUAAAACAUGGAGGAUGGGUGAUGGAGCCAUGGGCAGCCUUGAAGAGUUGACCAUCACUCGUUGCCAUGAACUAGAAUCACUUCCAAAGCAGCUUAGGCAUCUCCACAACAUACGCCACGUAAAGGUGAAUUCUCCCUCUCAUUGCUUGAGACGAGAGCUUGAGCAAUUAAAUGUGCAACAAUGUGAAGUCCAAAUACAUUUUUGAUGACAAGAAGAGUGGCUUCUUUAUUGAAGACAGCUAAACAGUGAAAUUAAUCUUUUUUUUUCUAAUUUUCUUUUUUAUUUUGAUGUUAGAUCCUGAUAUAUAUUUCUUGGGUUUCUAAA